CUAGUGGGAGGUUCCGCCAUGUAUGUGUGUGAAGACAAAAGCUAGGAACUGGACAUUUAUGGCCUGAAAUGUAUGUAAAAGGUUUUCUGAUAAUAAAAUGACUUCCAAAGUUAAGUCUGAUGGCAUGCAAUAUUCCUCUUGCCGUGUCAAUCUGCCAUCUCUCCAGAGGAGCCAAGCAAUUGGCAAUGAACACAGAAAUACCCAAGUCUUCAAUUCUGCCACAAGUUUAGACUCUGGAGCUGGAACAGUUUGCUCAUCUGUGGAUGUGAACAAAGACACCAACACAACUGAAUGUGUCUCAUUAGUGAAUACACACAAACCUGGAGAGGAUGCAGUUUGUGAAGUCUAUGGAGGAAGAGGAAUUGAUUUCAUCAAUAAAGGCUGCAACAUUGAAACCCUACCUUCAGAAAAAGGAGUAGAAAGUGAAGAAGAGGCAAAUAUUUGCUCUGAAGAGGAUGUGCUGAACUUCACCUUCAAAGUUUGUGACAAAGAGGGCACAGGAAAGGUUUCCACAUCAGUGAUCGUUCGUUAUCUGCAGGAAAUGACGGGACAAAGCUACAAGUUUGGCAGACUACAUGUAUUGUACAACAUGCUUGAUCCAGACAAAAGGGAUGUUGCUGUUGACUGUGAACAAUUCCAUUCCACAAUGAAAAGAUGGAUUGCAACUUGCUGUCAGAAAGGCCCAUCUGAUGAUAAAGCAGAUAUGAGAGAACAUUCUUCUGUUCAAUCAAUGGAUGGAGAGGAAACUUCUUGUGUGAUGGUCGGAACAUUGGAGGAAGAGAUGGGCAGCUCUAAAAUAUACUUUCAAAGUGACCACACGUUUACCAAGAGAAUAAGAUCCUUUUCCAGCAGAGAAAACAAUGAAUUAAUCAGUGAUGUUGCCGAUCUGAAAUAUGCAAAUCAGAAGUUACGAGAGCAAAACGCCAGUCUCCAGAAGGCCAUGGAGUUAUCAGAUGAGACAAACUUGCAACUAACAAAGGAACUCUCAAAGUUAAAGGGCCAAUUGAUGAGGUACAUCAAGGAAAAUGUUUUCAUUCUGAAAUUAAAAUGGAUCUGUAUUAGGUUGGAAGUAAGAAAGGAAGAUCUUGCAUUUCUUUAUUCUCAAAGCUCACUUCGCAGUUUAAGAAGUAUGUUGGAAGAUUUGGAAGAAGCAAAGACCACAGGAAGGGAUGCACAGGAGAAAGUUUGUCAGCUGCAGGCACAUUGCAAAGAACUGAAGAAGGAGAAUGAGGUACUUGUUGCACAGCUGUGGGCUGUUUUUGAAAAGAAUGAAAAGAUUGAGAAGGAUAUGCGGAAGCUAAACUAUAAGAUAGAUGAACUAUUAACGGAAAACGCUGACCUGACUAAGCAGAUUCAUGAGGCUCAAAAGCUGCUGAUAUCUAAAGAUGCUUUAAUUUUUGAGGAAACAGUUUUGAUUGAAGAGUUGAAGAUGUCUAACGAAGAAAGCUGUAAAAUCAUAGAGGGAUUGCGUGCUGAAUUAAAAGCAUCACAAGAGAAGGUUUGCCAAGACUUCUUUGGUUGUAAAAUUGGUCUCACAAAAUCCUCACUUGAACUUCCAAUGGUCUGUCCUGUCCAGUCUGAAAUGUCACUUCAGUUGGAAAUACAAGACAGCCAAAAGGCGGAAGAGACUGAAGGACUGCCUAACCCAGUGUGUGGUUUGAUGCCUCUCAAAGACCAGAGGGACUUUUUCCAAGAAAUUUUCAGUCACACAAAAGCUAAGAAACACAGCUCACUGUUCCAGAAAACUGUUGAUGAAAUGGAGUUGAAGAAAGAGCUGAAACAGACAAUGUUGGACAUUGUGCAGAGGCUUCACCUCCUGGCUCCAAUUAAAGAAUCUUGGGAAAAAUCUAUGGAAAAGCUGGAACAAGUCAGUGCCGAAUGCCAGCGACAGUACUUCAACACUGAACACAAUUUGGCCAACACGAUAAGAGAGUUGGAACUUCAGAAGAUUCUCAGGGAAGAGGCUGAAGAAAAAGCUGCUGAUGCAGUGCAAAGUGCAGAGGAAGCAAAGGCCAAGGAAAAGGCAGCUAUCAUAGCCAGAACCCUUGAAAGCAAGAAAGUUAAAAAAGCUUUGGAAGACAUGACUGCAGCUGAUGAAGAGCUGACUAGGGCUAGAAAUGCGGCCAUGGAAACAGAAGGAAAAUUACUGGAGUCCAACAAAAAAUUAGCUGAGGUGAAAGAAAAAUUAUCUUUAUCAGAGUUUGCAUUGUUUGAGCUCCAGCAGAAAGUCAAUGAGGACAAUGAAAGGACAAACGAGGCUAGGGAGAAGAUGAUGUUGGCCUUGGAGAUGGCGGAGAAGAGAGUGGAAACGUUUGAGACAAAGACCCGAGAGAUGGAGAAGAAGAUAGAGGAGACCAAGCAAAUAGUGGCUGUUGCCGAACUGAAAGCUGCUGCAGAAGAACAAAGAGCCACUGGGUUCCUGGCAGAGUUGGAAAGAGUUAAAGAGGAGACUGAGAGGGUGAAGGAACAUGCUAGGGAGACCUUACUAGAGUCCUCCAAGAAAAUGUCUGCAAUGGAAGAUAGAGUAGCCGAGGUUACUGAGAUGUUGGCUGCAGUACAACAUAAGGCUUCGUCAGCUCAGUGUAGAGCAGCAAUGGCAGAAGAAAGACUAUUGGCUAUCUUGGUCAGCGCGAAAAGGGCUGUGAAAAAAAUAAAUUUUCCAGCAGAAAAUGCAACUGAAGGAAUUCAGGUAAGGACCAUGGUUCCAGUCAUUAUUCUUCUAGAGUUUAACAAAAUCUGUGCAAUCCCUAUUAAGUUGUGGAUGCUGGGAAUCAUUGGUACUUUCGUGACUGACAAUGAGUGA
This is a messenger RNA of Rhincodon typus (whale shark), 2803 nucleotides long. Its product is annotated as inositol 1,4,5-triphosphate receptor associated 2-like. The record is from RefSeq and is a predicted model, not a curated record. Bases 98 to 2803 code for a protein of 901 amino acids. Gene Ontology annotation, cellular component: lateral element; chromosome, telomeric region; nuclear outer membrane. The transcript has 19 exons. Gene Ontology annotation, molecular function: dynein complex binding; calcium ion binding. Gene Ontology annotation, biological process: spindle assembly; spindle localization; telomere localization. Lineage: Eukaryota; Metazoa; Chordata; Chondrichthyes; Orectolobiformes; Rhincodontidae.